Effrenium voratum is the source of this 1023-nucleotide messenger RNA. The record is from the annotation of a GenBank genome assembly. Lineage: Eukaryota; Dinophyceae; Suessiales; Symbiodiniaceae.
AUGAAGCUGCAUCGUUGCGCGCGGGGCGGAGCCUUCCCUGGCAGUGCAGAGGGGGAGCUGUCGGUUCUCUGCUGGAACCUUCUUGCGCCCAGCCGUGAGGAGGGCGCAGCUGUCGGGCGCUGGGAGCAGCGCCUGUGCGCCCUGCUGCGGGCGCUGGAGCUGUACGCGGCCUGCGACGUCCUCUGCUUCCAGGAGCUGGAGAUCGGUGCCUCCUUGGAGCCAGUGCAGGGCUUCUUGGAGGAGCGGGGCUUCCUCUCUGUGGUCCAGGACCGCGAAGGCUAUCCUGUGGUUAAUGCUACCUUCUUUCGGCCCUGGCUGCGCCUGACGUGGACAUCUUCGCGGUCCCGGAUCCUGCUGGCAGGGCUGCUGCUGCCCUCUGGGCGAGAGGUCUGUGUGGCCAAUGUGCACCUCGACGCCCGCCGGGGCCCCCAGCGGGAGGCGCAGCUCGGGAAGUCUCUGCUGAAGUUGGAGCAGGCGAGGUCGAGCUACAAGAUCGUUUGUGGUGAUUUCAACACCGACCUCACCACCGACCCUUUGUUCGGCAUUCUGCGUGUCUACGGUCUGUUCCGGGCCCCGACCAGCGGGCUGACCCACGCCAACGGCGCCGGCCUGGACCACCUGUGCGCAGGCCGAGCGCUGCAGCCGCGGCUGGUGCUGCACAGCGGCGUCCGGGAGCUCCGGGCGCUGCUGGGGCGACUACCCUGCGAGGAGUAUCCAUCUGAUCACCUACCAGUUGCCGUCCGCUUUGACAUCGUCUCGGCCUCUGACUGGCCCACGCCCCGGCUCUCGUCCCCCAACCUCCCCUCGGAGCUGCGGGCCGCCUGGGCAGACCUGGCGGUGCAGCACACGCAGAGCCGCAACCUGCGGCGCCAGCUGCGGGCCCUCGAGGCGGACCUGCUGCACGCCGCGGGCGAAGAAGCGGCGGCGCAGCUGCGGAGCUGGCGCGACGCGGCGCAGCGGGCGGCGGCGCAGACCUGGGCUGCGGCGUGCGACGCGGCGCUGGCGAAGGUCCGGGCGCUGUAG